Messenger RNA from Fonsecaea pedrosoi CBS 271.37, 2208 nucleotides. RefSeq lists its product as uncharacterized. The record is from RefSeq and is a predicted model, not a curated record. Lineage: Eukaryota; Fungi; Ascomycota; Eurotiomycetes; Chaetothyriales; Herpotrichiellaceae. The transcript is spliced from 5 exons. Bases 1 to 2208 code for a protein of 735 amino acids.
AUGAAAUCAGAUCACAUUGAAGCGUUGAAGCGCAAACUCGACGAAUGUGCCAGAGUGUUGGAUUCUACAAUCCUGGUCCAUUUAAGCCAGAACCUGGGAACUCUGGCAGCGCAGCAGACAAAUGUCCUGGAUCAACUAAACGACUGGCAGCGGAAGAUCUACUCGGAGAUUGUCGCCGGCAAUACUAGGAUUGACAGCCUCAUCAAGACGACCGCUGAAGACGUCAAAGCUCACACAAUGCUAGAACACAAUAUCACGCGGCGCGCCACAUCGACAGAAAAUUCGACGAUUUUGUCGAUGCCAGGACAGCUCAGGCAAACUUUGAUAGCUUCAUGGAAACGGCAGGACACCAUCGACGACGCACACAGGAAAACCUUUGAAUGGAUUUUCGACAGUACUGCACAUACCAAAUGCCCAUGGGACAAUUUUAUGUUGUGGACACAAGACGACAAUCCAAUCUACUGGAUCUUGGGAAAAGCCGGAUCGGGCAAGAGUACUCUGAUGAACUUUGUGGUCCAGGAUGAGCGAACACGAGAAGCGUUUAAACGGGUCGACCUCCAGAAGAAUCAAGUUGGGCUUCUACGUUCUAUAAUCUGGCAAAUUCUCAAGUUAGUGGAUGUUUCCACCUCGGUCCAAAUCUGGUCGACCAUGUUGCAGAAGAUCUCACCACCUUUACCUACUGUCUGGACCCAAAAGCAGCUGCGGCGGAUUCUCCAGUCGCUGGUCCAAAUGAUAUGCGAUCCUAUCUGCCUCUUCCUUGGCGGCCUUGACGAAUUUCAGGGCGUGGAGGAUCACUUCGAAGCCAUAGGAGAUAUUAUUGGGGUUUUCCGAGACCGUCAGAAGACGAAAAUAUGCAUCGCAAGUCGACCAUCUGCAUGUCUCGAUUCUCUUUACAAGACCUCUCCACAUUUGAGACUUCAGGAUCUUACCAUGUCUGACAUUACUCGGUACGUCGAAGACAAACUCACCAGGACCCUAUCAUCGGACAGCUAUCGAUGGCUCGCAACGUCUGCCUCGAUGGAGAUGCAUGAAUUGAUUAGGGAAGUUGUGCUCAGGGCACAAGGAGUUUUUUUUUGGGUCCGCCUGACUGUCGAAUCACUAGUUCGAGGCAUUCAGAAAGAUGACGACUGGCGGAUUUUGGCCAGGCGCCUUGAACAAAUGCCGCAAGGGAUUUUUCAUCUUUAUGAACACAUGUGGAAGCGUAUGGAAGCCGACCAUCCUUUGUACGCAAGGGAAGCUGCAGCAUAUCUACAAUACGUCCAGGAACGCCCUUUUUGCUCCCUGAUCGAGUUGACGAUGGCCUGUGACGAAAGUUUACAGGAAUCGUAUUUAGACAAAUUAGCAACGUGCGAUUUGAGAACCUUGGGACAGGAAUUGAAUGCUGAAACAUCUAAAAAAAGGAUCCUCACACGCUGCGCGGGCUUUCUCGAAAUACAUGGGUCGAUCGAUGAGAAUGAGAAGGAUCGAAGUCUUUUGGUUCGCCUUUGGGGGGUGGAAGAUGGAGACACCGACCUCAUCCACUAUCCAGAGACCAUGAAAAGACUCGUUGAGAUCAACAAGAGUCACCGAAGGCUGUAUGUGUCGUUUCUGCACCGGACUGCCCGAGAAUAUCUCGAGACGGAAUCCGGCAAGAAAUUACUCCAAGCUCAACCUCCCAUGCACCACGAGCUUGUCAUGAUGCGAUACAAGUCUACGCUUGUUACGAUCUUAUUGGGCGCCAUAUGGGUAAAUCGACAUACUGUAAAUCCGAAUCAAAAGUCGUUCAUCGAUCCGGCCGACGGGGAUACGACUGGGUACAGCACUAUCUGGACCUACAGUGUCCUGAACAUGUCCCCUGAAUCACUAGAACGUACGACCCGCGCUUUUAUCGAGGCUGGAGCUGACCUCAACACCUGGAUUCAAUUACCAUUAUACUCAGCAGGGAAAUAUCAUCCCGUUUGGGACCGCCUCCGAAGGAUAAGGGACUAUGACCAAUCAUUCGUUCUGCUCCGUAUCAAAGCCCGCGAUAUCCUCUUAUAUAAAAACGUCUUUUUGGAGGCUGAUCUCUUACACAAGGCUGGGUCGGCCACCGUUGGACCAUUCUUGGUGAUCUUUGAGCCGCCAAAUGCAUGGCGUACCGUGGCCUUGGAUCCCUCUGUUAAAACGGUGCAAGACAAAUUCAUGAGAGGUUUCUGGCAGGAUCAACCGAUGCAGGACGCUACGAACUGA